Messenger RNA from Cataglyphis hispanica, 1074 nucleotides. RefSeq names its product THAP domain-containing protein 5-like. NCBI's taxonomy places the organism in Eukaryota, Metazoa, Arthropoda, Insecta, Hymenoptera, Formicidae. Bases 169 to 999 code for a protein of 276 amino acids. The transcript is spliced from 3 exons. The record is from RefSeq and is a predicted model, not a curated record.
CUAUGUUCGAAAAUUGCCAGUAAAAGAAGUAAAUUGGCAGCAUUAAAAAUUACUGACGUUUUGUUUCUAUCACCUCCUACCAGUAAUUAGCUGAGAAAUAACAAAAGUUAAGUUUAUGAGUGCAAAAUAUCAAGUGCGUAUAUAGUGCACGUAUAAAAAUAAAAAAAUAUGCCAAUGACUUGUAGCAUACUUGGCUGUUCAAGUAGAUAUUCGAAAGGAAAAAAUAUCAAAUUUUUUCGCUUUCCUCUCAAAGAUAAGUGUCGAUUGACAGCCUGGUUAAAUGUGAUAAAAAGAGAAAAUUGGAUUCCCAGCAAAUUUGAUACUGUUUGCAAUGAACAUUUUACCGCAAAUGAUUUUAUGCCUUGUCGAGAGGCUUAUAAAACAUUUUUAAGGCCAACAGCAGUUCCCUCUAUAUUUCCUUCUUCUACAAAAAGUAACAAAAGGAAGAAAUACAAAAUCAGAACGAUAGAUAAUGAAAAUAAAAAAAAUAAGGAAGAUAAUAUAGAAAAAAAUAACAGAUCUUAUGAAGAAAAGUUUAUAAAUAUUCGCGUUGAGAUAGAUAGAACAAUAGAUAAAGAUAUAAAUAAUUCACAUAUUAAUAUCCAGUCAGAAGUAAGUUACAAAAAUAUUGAAAAUGUACAUAUGAUAAAAGAUGUAAUAGAGGAGCCAAAUAUAUAUAAUGGAAACAUCAAUAGUAACAUCAAUCUAGAAACAUGUAAUUCAGAAACAGCUAUAACAGAAGAGUCAUGUGUAAUAUCAUCAAUGUAUGAGCCGAUGAAAGUUGAAAAAUAUCAAGUAAAUAAUUAUGAUAAUUUAGACUGUUUGAAAUUGCAUUGUGCAAAAAGAUCACCAACUCCCAACGAAAUAAAUUUGCGCCAUAAAAUUUGCAUGUUACAGCAGAAACUUCGUAGGAGAGAUGCUAAAAUUAUAUAUCUGCGACGGCUUUUAAAACAUUUAAAACAGAAGGAGGAUAUUUUAUCUGUCAUUCAACAUUUAUGAAAAAGGCAUCAUCAGUUAAUGCAUAAUUAGGGUUUCAAAAAAUUUGCAAUUAAAUAUAUAUAUAUAUAUAUAUAU